ACCAAAACCCUAAAUCACUCCAGUCACAAAACUCAGUCUUCUCUACUCAUUUUUCAAUCGCCUCUUCAAAUUUUCCGAUAAAUAAAAGAUGAGUUCCGGCGCCGGCAGUGGAACAACCAAAGGAGGCAGAGGAAAGCCGAAAGCUACAAAGUCCGUUUCUCGAUCGUCUAAAGCUGGUCUUCAGUUUCCCGUUGGAAGAAUCGCUAGAUUCCUUAAAGCCGGAAAAUACGCUGAACGUGUUGGUGCCGGUGCUCCGGUUUAUCUCUCCGCCGUUCUUGAGUACCUCGCCGCUGAGCUAUUGGAGCUUGCUGGAAAUGCGGCAAGAGAUAACAAGAAGACACGUAUCGUACCACGACACAUUCAGCUUGCAGUGAGAAACGAUGAAGAGCUUAGUAAACUUCUUGGAAGUGUAACAAUCGCUAAUGGAGGAGUUUUGCCUAAUAUUCAUCAGACACUUCUCCCAUCAAAGGUUGGGAAGAACAAAGGCGAUAUCGGAUCCGCUUCUCAAGAAUUUUGAUUCUUAUUUCUUGGUUGAAUUUUUAGCUUGUAACAUAGACAUGGCUCUCUAUUCCACAAUAGUUUUGGGAUUUUCAUAUGGUUUAAAAUCUGUGUUUGCAAAUGAAGUUAUGAAUUUGGUUUGAAGAUCAGAAAUAGUUAAA
Messenger RNA from Arabidopsis lyrata subsp. lyrata, 659 nucleotides. Its product is annotated as probable histone H2AXb. Gene Ontology annotation, cellular component: nucleosome. The coding region runs from base 89 to 517 and encodes 142 amino acids. The transcript is spliced from 2 exons. Lineage: Eukaryota; Viridiplantae; Streptophyta; Magnoliopsida; Brassicales; Brassicaceae. The record is from RefSeq and is a predicted model, not a curated record. Gene Ontology annotation, molecular function: DNA binding; structural constituent of chromatin; protein heterodimerization activity.